Molecule: messenger RNA, 912 nt
Organism: Colletotrichum chrysophilum
Lineage: Eukaryota; Fungi; Ascomycota; Sordariomycetes; Glomerellales; Glomerellaceae
Exons: 2
Coding region: 1-912 (303 amino acids)
Source: RefSeq, a predicted model, not a curated record
AUGUCGGCCGCGGACCUAGACUCGAAUGCGUGGUAUAUCGUUACUUCACAACGCUACGUCAACGUCUCCCAGCCCAUCGAUUCCUGUCUGCAACUCACAAGAGAUGGCCCAAGAGUAUCUUCAUGCGAUGAGAAGCGCUUCAUGGCGUGGCAGUUCGAGCCGGUCGAGUCCAAGAAGGGGCGAUAUGUGAUGAGGAUGAAUGCAACAAGCGUGCGACAGCAGCUCUCAGUGUGUUGGGACUCCGAUGAAACAGAUGAUGGAAAGACAGUUGGAUGCAUGCGAAGGACGAAUGCUGAAGACCCUCAGCUAUGGGACAUUGUUGAUAGGGGAGACGGCACAUACGACUUUCUCAACGCUGCAAACGGGACCGGGCGUGUCCUCGAUGUUCAUCAGGGCUCGAACCUGUUUAUGGCGAGCAAAGUUGAAGGGACCGGCGACAACAACAGUUCUAGUUCUGCUCAACGAUGGAUUAUGACAAGCGAUAGGCCUGUCAACAACCGCGUUUACUCAACUGUUUACCAGUCAGAGCCAACUUUCUUCCCGCCAAUACCUGGGUUUCCCAUGAGCCCUAACGGCCCUAUCGGUCCCAAUGGAGAUAUUUCACGAGCCGGUCUCUCGUCGAGCGCGGCAGCCGGCAUCGGUAUCGGGGCUGCUAUCGGCGGCAUCGCUCUGGCGGGGACUGCGGCUUUGUUGUGGAGAAAGAGGAGAUCCCCCAAGAACGUUGUCACAGACCAAGAACCGCAGUACCAAGAAGUCGAGCGCGAGCGCGCUUAUAGCCCAAAGCCCCCGAACUACAUGGAGAGUCAACGGGCGGCUGAAGCAGAAGCGAACCAAGUAUUUGAGGCGCCAUACGAGGACCCUGUUCAUGAAGUGCCAACAGACGACCUUGCCAACCGCCACGAACUGCCCUGA